AUGUAUUCUACACUGAAUGAAGCGUUAAUAGCACCAUCAUAUCUCAUCAUUUCUGCUAUUUUCAUUUGGGCAGUUAUCGUUUGUUCCAAGAGAAAAGAGCUAGCUGUUGAACCGACACAGCCAUCUCUGAGAGAAAAUUCAAAAAUUAGUGUAUUCAAUAGGGACGGUGAAACGGACAUUGAAAUGCCUUCACAUUCACACAAAGUAAAAGAACUUGAAAAGAACAGGAAAUCAGAUGAAAGAGAAUCAAGCAAAAUGAAGAAACUCGAUGGCAAGGGUGAUCCGAACUCUAAUGAAUCUGAGAAACGUCAUCCACAUUCUGGCAAAGAGACAAAAAAUGACAGUCAAGAUAGACAGAUGAAAGGUAAAGAUUAA
This is a messenger RNA of Brugia malayi, 375 nucleotides long. RefSeq lists its product as uncharacterized. Bases 1 to 375 code for a protein of 124 amino acids. The record is from RefSeq and is a predicted model, not a curated record. Lineage: Eukaryota; Metazoa; Nematoda; Chromadorea; Rhabditida; Onchocercidae. The transcript is spliced from 3 exons.